Molecule: messenger RNA, 1887 nt
Organism: Suillus clintonianus
Lineage: Eukaryota; Fungi; Basidiomycota; Agaricomycetes; Boletales; Suillaceae
Product: Alpha/Beta hydrolase protein
Exons: 7
Coding region: 1-1887 (628 amino acids)
Molecular function (GO): hydrolase activity
Source: RefSeq, a predicted model, not a curated record
AUGUUUAGGGACUCAUUGCGACUUUUAUAUCACGGCUCAAAUGCCAGUUCCCCCAUAGGAACCAAUAAACCAUCGGUCGUAACUCUUCUACAGGAUUUCGACUCCCCCGGCGUCUUCCCAGCGUCUGCGCGUAUUGACCGGAAUCUUAAAAUAACGAAUGGCUUCACUAUGAAAUUUUGGGAUGCAUGGAAAUAUCCUGUCUUCGCAUUCAAUAGAGCAUCGUCCCUCGCUCUUGAUGUGAUAUCUCAUCAUGUUUGGGGCCCACGUAGGAAAUCAUGGGGCAUUGAGAUGACUAUUCUCAGUAGUAUUAUGCGAGAUGUUUCAAGGCACUCUGCACUGGCUGAUAUCACUAUGGUUCGCAAAGCAAUGGGUAUCGGAGGACUAGUUCCAUUGCCCUCGGACGCUUUGGUCACCCCUGUGACCUUCUGUGUGCGUAAACGCAACCUUCGUGGCCUGCUGGAGACCGUGGAUGCAAUGGAAGACGAAAAACGUGAACUUUCUGGGGAAUGGAUAAUAGGGAAGAGACUCUGGCAAUCUUUGCAAUCAGAUUACAAGUCCACUCGCAAAGCAGGCGAUGGGGCCAACCUUGUCGACCAGACGAAAUUUGAUUACGAUCUUCGAAUAGGGCAAUCUCGAGUCAUCUUCUAUAUCCACGGCGGAGCAUAUUACUCAUCCAGCGCAGCAGCGCAAAGGAUGCUGACCAUUCCAUUGUCAAAAUACACCAACGCACGCAUAUUUGCCGUCGAUUAUCGGCUCGCUCCGGAAACAGUUUUUCCUGGACAGCUGCACGACGUGGUUAGCACCUACUUCCGUCUGACGGACGACUUGCGAGUGCCGCCAGAAAAUCUGGUUGUAGCGGGUGACAGUGCGGGCGGCGCACUAGGCCUCGCACUCCUGCUCUAUCUGCGAGAUAAUGGGUACACUCUGCCAGGCGGUGCCAUGUUAUUCUCUCCUUGGGUUGACUUGACCUUGAGCUGCGAAUCAUGGGAUACCAAUGCUCCCUACGACAUCAUUCCUACGCCUGGUCCAACCGGUCACUUGCACCCCGUUGUAAUGUAUCUAGGAGAUGGACUCGAGCAGUACAUCACCCACCCAUACGCCAGCCCACUGUUUGGCAAACUCGACGGACUUCCGCCCAUGCUUAUUCAAUGUGGCGAUGCGGAGGUUCUGCAUGAUGAAAUCGUACUUCUCUCACACAAAGCGUCGCUGGCCGGCGUCCAGGUUCAGUUGGAGACCUACCAGGAUGCUGUUCAUGUUUUUCAAGCAUUUCCUUUCUUGAAUGUUGCAACGACGGCCUUUAUCUCUUGUCGCGAAUUCGUGCGGUACAAGUUGCCUCGCAUUCAAAGCCACAUGCCUCAUGCUUUUGGUUCUGACACCGAGACUUUCCUCGGGAGCGAGAUAAACGAUAACCUCCGCGUUGUCAGCGGCGAUGGUGUGGAGACUAACUCGGGAUGGCAAGAAGUUCAAGAACAAAUGGCUCGAGAAAUCCUUGAUACAAGUUACGAAGAGCGAUUGAGCCCAACAGUACCUCCAAGCUGGGGCCGUACCUGGCUAGAUCUGGCGCCAACUCCUGAUUUUAGCGGCAGUGAAGCAGAACCCACUACGCCUUGUGUGACUGCCGCAGAUCCAUCCCGAGUUCUUCGGCAUGCGGCGUCCACCCCAGCUCUUCGCCGAAUGCAGUCUGCUCUCUCUGUUUUCGCAGAAAGAUCAGUCGCAUCCCAAUAUCUGGAGGACUGGCCUACUCGCCGCAAAAAAUUCACAUUAUCACCCACGCCCACUCGUCCUUCGUCUCCCUCUGAAUCCUCACAUCCAAGCAUCAAUAGUCCUGCUUUUGCGACCUCUUGGGCCGCUAUGACAUCUGUUGCCUCGACUACCUACCUUGUAUAG